Parasteatoda tepidariorum (common house spider) is the source of this 1093-nucleotide messenger RNA. RefSeq names its product transmembrane protein 205. NCBI's taxonomy places the organism in Eukaryota, Metazoa, Arthropoda, Arachnida, Araneae, Theridiidae. The record is from RefSeq and is a predicted model, not a curated record.
AUGCAAGAGCGGAGUGAUUGUUGUGAGACUAUAAAAGAAUGAUGGAAAUGUUUUUUGCAUUGGAUUUAUAUUUUGUGCUUAUACUCAGUAUACACAUGUCAGUUUGGUGUGCUUCCAGAAUGAUAUCAAAAAGGAUACCCGAUUUCUCUAAAGUGAUGCCACAUCGCAUACAUAUAUCUUUAUAUGUGAGGCUAUCAAAAUGUAUGCACCUAGCAACAGGAGCAGCUUUGUUGUAUGCUUUUUUCUUAAUGCUCACAGCAGGAAGCCGCAAACCCUCAUCUUCUCGUUCUGCCACUUUACUCUACUUAGCAUCUUUCGCCACCCAUUUUGGAACUCAAAUAUGGAUGACAUUAAUAUCUGGAAUCGUUCUUUUCUUCAACCUACCUCGUAAAAUCUUUGGGAUGGUUCAAAGGCAUCUGUUUCCUAAAUAUUUCCUACUGAACAGCGUGCUUGGAUUCUUGACACUUUGGAUAUUUGUACUGCAAAACCCAGAAGCCAUUGCUCAGCGAUGGAACCUGGCACUAUGUUUCCUGUGCGACCUCUCCGGAAUGAUAUAUAUUGUACCUGACAUGAUCAAAACCAUGACAGAACGCGGUAAAAUCGAAGAGGAAGCUGGGGUUGGACAAGAUGUUGUGGGUCGAUUUAAACCUGGAGAAGCAUUGAGAUCAUGUCCGAAAUACAGUCAUCUGCACUCAAGGUUUAGAAGGUUCCAUGGUCUGUGUGCCUUAGUCAACAUGCUAGCCAUGGCCUGCAAUACCAUACAUCUAUACCACCUGGCGUGUAAGCUAAUAGAUCGGUGACACUGGCUUGAACUUUUAAGGACUUGUUUUUAAUGAUUAUUCAUUCCAUGAACAUUUUAACUUAUUCAGAUUUACGGCAAGACAAUCAUCAUGUUUCAUGUAUAUUUAUUAUUAUUCAUCUGUUAUUUAUUUCAUAUAUUUAUUAUUCAUUUGAAAUGGCACAUGCCUCGGAACAAACGCAUAAUUUAUUUUGUGAUAUUUUGAGGUUGUGUGAAUGUGAAGGACACUUUAGCCAAAGAUACUAAACAGUGCCCUUUUUAAAUUGUUGAAUAAAAUAUUUUUAUUCUUUGUUA